AUGAACAAUUCCUCGGAUCUGAUUCCUCCGAAAUGGCCUCUCAAAGCCUUUUACGGAAUGUCGAUUGUCUCGUUUCCUCUGUAUUUUACUGUUUUUGUGUGUCUUUUACGUCUUCGAUGUCUUUCAAAAGCAUACAGCACAACAUUCUACUCAAUAUUAUUACAACAUUGUAUCGCUGAUCUUCUAGCCAUGUUCCUAUUCUUCUUUACCAAUUCCGUUCGCACGGUACCCGGAAUUCGCGAGUUUUACUUUGAGUACCAAAGUUAUUAUCUCGCAGCUUCGAGCUAUAACCACAUCUACUACUUCCUCUACAUUCGAUGCACCGGAAUUGUCUUUCUGUCUCUUCAACGGUAUCUCGUUAUAACAUGUCCUAAUUCUAUUAUCACUCAUAAAGUUCAGCAUGCAUCGAAACUGAAAAUAAUUUUAGUUUAUUGGAUAACACCGACCUUAAUCAGUUUGGUGGUUUUAACCGAUACGAACUUCCAGUAUGAUAAGUUGGAGACUAUGGCAAUUAUAGCCGAGCAAUCAGUGAUUAAGAGAAAUACGUUGAUGGCUCUGAUCGUUGUUGGAUUGACGUGUAUCUUCUGUUCCCUGGCAUACGGUGCACUUUUCUAUUAUGUCAGAAAACACACAUCUGGAAUGUCAAAAAAUCUCCGCAGAGAACUUCAUCUGGCGUUCCAAGUUUUUGUUCUUCUCUUGGCUUUUUUUGCGAUUCUUGCUUACUAUGGUUUUCAGAACUACUUCUCGCAAAUCUCAAAUACGGGACCUGGAAUUUUUUACAUGCGUGCUUUGUACCCUGUUGCUAAUGGAUUGCUCUCCUAUAUCAAUCCUUAUUGCAUCUUGAUUUUGAAUAGGGAUCUAGCUCGGCAAGUAUAUCGAACAGUGACUUGUCAUAAGUACAAAGUUAGCGAAGUUCAAGUCUCCGUCAACGCAUCUCAAUCCACAAAACAUUCGGUGACCAGUAGAAAAGAGGGAUCACGGAGAGGUGAAGGAGGAGCAAAUCAAAGAGUUAUCUUUGCUUGA
This is a messenger RNA of Caenorhabditis briggsae, 1023 nucleotides long. It is a transcript of the gene Cbr-srv-33, whose product is annotated as Protein CBR-SRV-33. The record is from RefSeq and is a predicted model, not a curated record. Lineage: Eukaryota; Metazoa; Nematoda; Chromadorea; Rhabditida; Rhabditidae. The coding region runs from base 1 to 1023 and encodes 340 amino acids. Gene Ontology annotation, cellular component: membrane. The transcript is spliced from 8 exons.